Messenger RNA from Ostreococcus lucimarinus CCE9901, 153 nucleotides. RefSeq lists its product with no specific name. NCBI's taxonomy places the organism in Eukaryota, Viridiplantae, Chlorophyta, Mamiellophyceae, Mamiellales, Bathycoccaceae. The record is from RefSeq and is a predicted model, not a curated record. The transcript has a single exon. Bases 1 to 153 code for a protein of 50 amino acids.
AUGUCACUGAGCUCUCCACGAGUUCGUCGAUCUGCUGAUCUCUCGAGGCAACGGCGGCCUCUAAAUCGGCGAUUUGAGCGUCGUGUUGCUGUUGAAUUUCGAGUGCCCUCUCUAGAUGAACGAUUCGUUCGUGCAGCUCCUGGUUUGACUUGA